AUGGCCGCUUUCCGCAGAGUUGUAGCCCUGACCAGUCGACUGAACCUACUGUCGGCGGCGAGAAACGAGCUCGUCGGUGGUCAGACGGUCAGUGGAGGAAGGACACGGAGGUGUCUGGCUGUCGGGAUGUGUCUUGCAACGGGAGGCGCCGUGGCACUUUAUUUCUACAACGAUAUGACGAGCGGCAGAGGCAGGAAGAGGAUGGGGAGUCACAGCAUCAACGGUUUGCUACCGUCCAUCCCGACCGUUGAAGCCAAGGAAAGGGCUCGUCCGUUUGACUUUGAGGACGGAGACGUGUACAUGUCGUCCCACGAGCAUCGCUUCCGUAUGUUCAGCUCUGUGGAGUAUGAAGGGCAGGUCUACAUGACUCCACAGAACUUCAUCGAAUCGGUUACCAUGAGCGAACCGAGAAACAAGAGGCCCUGGAGGUCCCUGACCAAACAGGAGCUGGAGAAGAUUUUGACAGAAACUCCUCCAGUAUGGAGAGGAUCCUCCAAACUGUUCCGCAACCUGAGAGAACGAGGCAUCAUCUCAUACACAGAGUACCUGUUCCUGCUCUGCAUCCUUACAAAGCCCCAUGCUGGCUUUAAGAUUGCUUUCAAUAUGUUUGAUGCAGACGGCAACCAGAUGGUGGACAAGAGGGAGUUCUUGGUGCUUCAGGAGAUCUUCCGGAAGAAAAAUGAAAAGAAAGGGAGGAAAGGAGAUGCUGAGAAAUCAGCACAGUUGAGUAUGCAGCUCUAUGGAUAUCAGGUUGCCCCCAUGAACAGCGUGCUAAAAAAAGACAGUCAGGAGUUUGUGGCGCGGAGUUACUGGGACGUUCUGAGGCGAAGUGCCAGUCAAGUCCUCUUUUCUGACCUGGCGGAGCGAGCAGAUGAGAGUAUCACCAUUGACACUACCCUAUUGGUCCAUUUCUUUGGAAAGAAAGGGAAGGCAGAGCUUACCUUCGAUGACUUCUACAGGUUUAUGGAUAACCUUCAAACAGAGGUGUUGGAAAUUGAGUUUCUGACCUACUCUAAAGGGAUGACAACCAUUAGUGAGGAAGACUUUGCCAAAAUCCUGCUGCGUUUCACCAAUGUGGAGAACAUCAGCGCCUACCUGGAGAAUGUGCGCCAGUGUAUACCUGACGAGAAGGGAAUCACCUUUGAUGAGUUCAGAUCCUUUUUCCAGUUUCUCAACAACCUUGAGGACUUUGCCAUCGCCAUGCAGAUGUACAAUUUUGCUUCUCGCUCCAUCGGACAAGAUGAGUUUGCAAGAGCGGUGUAUGUGGCCACUGGACUGAAGCUGACACGCCACCUUGUACACACCAUCUUCAAGAUAUUUGAUGUAGAUCACGACGACCAGCUCUCCUACAAGGAGUUCAUCGGAAUAAUGAAGGACCGUCUGCACAGGGGAGCCAGGGUGAAGGGCCGACGCCACGCUUCCUUCUCCAGCUGUGUUCGCUCUGGAGCCAGAAGACAAGUGCACCAGCUCUGGAGGAGGUACAAGGAGAACCCAUAGAGGAAGGCACAGAAAGAUGGCAGAAAAACAAAUGAGAGAAGAAGUCUGAUGAUGGAAUACAUUGAACUGAGCUCUGACUUUCACAGUCAGUGGCCUUCGUUAACAGCAUUUGAUUUUUCAAGGCAAGCUCUCCAGUGGAACUCUAAAGCAGAUAAUAACUGCAAGCAUGACCGCACACAGCUGACUGUAUGCUGAUAAUGAGCAACAUCAUUCCCUUUUUUUGUGUUUUCCCAGUCCUCAUGAUCUGAUGUCAGUCAUCCUAAGUAUGAUUUACGGUAUAUUAGGACAACAGAGUUAGAUUAGAAUAUGACUUUACUCUCCAAGCAUGGCUUCUCCAAGAUAGUCAGUAGAGCUGAAACCAAUCAUUACUUCUAUUUUUGAUAAAUCAAUCAAUUGCUUUUAAAGUAAGCUAUAAAAAAUGUGUAUUGCCAACUGAAGUUCUGCCAACCAAAUGAAUCAUGGGCUAGUGAAUGAUGUCAUCAAUUACUUAUCAAAACUAUAAUAUAUGUUUUUUUUAAGUAACAAUAAUUAAUUGACUUGCUGCACUACAAACUGUAACAAAGAGCACAACAUUAAUUAAAUACCAAAAUCUACUUGACAAUGAUAACAUUAUCCAUAUAAUUUAAAUAACAGUAAUAUAAAAUAAUAUUAACAUACAGAACAACACUACAGUUGAAGGAUUAAAUAAAGGCAUUGUGAAUAUGUAUUGUCCUCAACUUAUUUUAGUCAUCUCUGUAUUUUACCCUUGAAUUUUCUUUGAUCAUAUAGCUAGUAUAGUAGUUGCUUUUUAUUGCACUGAGAGAAUAUAUAAACUCUAUGGCUAUGGUUAGGAAUUCCAUAUUAUCCUAAUAUUUCUACAGCACCUGGGAUAUCUUUGACCUGGACAGCAUACGGUAGAACAUUAUAUACAAAGGAGGAGAUUUUAUUUUUUAAUUUCAAUGUUUGACAUGACUGAAUCCUUACACACACGCUCUCACUCACACACACACACACCUACACAUUUGUCUAUAUACAACAUAGAUAUCCAGAUAGGUGCCUUUUAUCCAUGUCCUUUCUCAUCUGAAAAAUGUCAUACAGCAACCCAGACUUUCACAGCAAAUAAUUCUGCACUGUGUAGCUUUCAAUAGCAACAGAACUUCAAAUAUGUGCAUUGAUGACAUUACUUUAUAUGUACUGUCUGUUAUUCAUCACCCAGUCUUUAACGUUGUAGUAUAUUAUUGAACUAUUGAAUCUAAUUUUUAAUGUUUUGGUGUGUGUAUUGAAAUUAUGGAAGUCUAUAUGUGUAAAAAAUUGUGUUUCUUAUUUUUUUCCUAGUUACUCUCAUAAUGUUACAAACUAUUGUCACUGUGUUCCCAACAUUUCAUGUAUUUGUGACAUUAAUGGAUCUGGUGAAUGAA
Messenger RNA from Chelmon rostratus (copperband butterflyfish), 2894 nucleotides. It is a transcript of the gene micu3a, whose product is annotated as mitochondrial calcium uptake family, member 3a. Lineage: Eukaryota; Metazoa; Chordata; Actinopteri; Chaetodontiformes; Chaetodontidae. The transcript has 14 exons. The record is from RefSeq and is a predicted model, not a curated record. Gene Ontology annotation, molecular function: calcium ion binding. Gene Ontology annotation, cellular component: uniplex complex. The coding region runs from base 1 to 1497 and encodes 498 amino acids. Gene Ontology annotation, biological process: calcium import into the mitochondrion; mitochondrial calcium ion homeostasis.